UGAACUGGGAUAUAAAUAGAAAAGAAAAAAGCCAGCCGCAAGAGCUAAGAGAGUCGGGGGGGCUUCAGGAGAGCUAACGAAAAAGAAAAACUGCAGAGCUAGGGGAAGCUAAGAGUGACGGGGUUGGAGGAGAGAAAAGCUGAGCAAGAUGGAGUCUUGGGGCUGGAGGAGAAACACAGGCAAAAGAAAAGGAACCUACCGAGGGAAUAGAGUGGGGGCGGAAAGGAAAAUCUGGGCCAAAUAGAGAGAGACCAAAGAGAGAGUAAAAACUGAGGAGAAGAUAGAGAGCUUUUGGAGAGUAAACCAACGGGGAGGAGAUUCAAAGGAAAAAACAGCAAAAGAAAAAGCUAAGGACGAACGGAGGGAAACCAGAAAUCAGUGAGAGAAAGAGAGAAAGGCCGCAAGAAAGGAGAUAAAGGGGAGGGUUUUGGAAGAGAGCAUCGACGGGCUGAAAGAAAAUUGAGCAAGGGUUUUGGGGACUGAGGAAAGAGUUACGAGAAAAAGAGGGAAGACAAGAGAGAGUGACGGGAUAGAGAUUGAGAAGCGGCAAAAGGAAGGAAAUCAGAACAAAGGGGGGGUUGAAGAAAAGGAAGUAGCAACUGGGGAGAGCUAGGAGAAUCUGAGAGCAAGGAAAAAGAAAGCCAAAGGGAAAGCAGCGUAAGAAAGGACCAGGGGGAAAAGGACGAUUCUGAGGAGAACCAAAGAAAGAGCCCAACCUCAUCAUCGGCUCUGAUCUGUAUCAAGAAACCAGCAAGAGCUACGUAAUAUUUAAACAUAACUUCUCGUCGAAGCCCCAUCAUAACGUGAUCCCGUAGUCAAGCCCAAAAGAAUCGUGUAGACAUGAGUACUCGGCCAGGAUCGUCUGAUAUGACCGCUGCAACUACCCAGCCGGAAGCCACAAGUCCCGGGAUUCAGUUGACUGAAUUACUCGCCAAAUUUGGGGAAAUGGCAUCUGAAAUGGCAACCCAAAGGAAGUUGAUUGAUGAGCUAAUCAGCAGCGGAGUUCAACCUGAACCUGUACCUGACAGGCAGCCAGAGCCAGAAUCAUUUGUCAUCCCUUCAACUCAAGUCACUGAUACUCCAUCAUUCCCUAUUCCACCCGAGGAAACUUUCGCCUAUCCCACCACAAAUUUGCCAUACGCCUACCCUCCUAAUCCUUCAUCUUUUCUUACUCGCAGGCAAGGCUCACAACCCCAAGCUACUUCAAAUAUAUCACCUGAGUUACAUACCUUUUAUUACCCUGCUGCUGAACCUUUCCUACCAGACCACACUGUUCAAACCAAGCCAGAAAUGGGGGAAUCUUCCACUCCCGUUGAUAUGAAGCUGCUCAAGCGCCUUGACCGCUUUGAUGAGUUUAUGGGGAAAAGUCAGGGGUUGAACAAGCAAGGAGUUUUGGAUUACGAUAAGUUUUGCCUUUUGCCGAAUGUGCGGUUGCCUGAGAGGUUCAAAACCCCUAAAUUUAACAAGUAUGAUAGGACGGGUAAUGUCUCUGCCCUCGAAUCACAGUUGGAUGCUUUACAAGGACAAAGGAGUAGUGGGAAAAAGCAACAAUUCCAAAAGAAAGAGGGGGAAAUUGUUUUUGUCUGGGAUCGAAACCGUGUCCCAAAAUCCAGGCCUAGACAACACCCUACCUACUCAAACUCCUACCCUUAUCAUUCGAACCCUCAUCCUGUUCAUCACCCUAAUACCACUCAACCUCGUCCUCGCCCUAAAUACACCAACUCGUCUAUAGCCCCUUUUCAAAUAUCUCAGCCUAACUUCCAACAAGUUCGACCCCUACCUCCCUACAAUCAACAAUUUUCUCCACCAAACAGACCUACCUACAACUAUCCCCAACACACUAAAACUUACAAUCAAAGCCGUACCCGAACAUUCACCAACCUAGGCAGGCCUCUGGACCAAUUGUAUGAACAAUUAAAGGCUGCUGGUAGAAUUGGCAUAAUUCUCCCUCCAACUUACUCUCAUGGCGUCCCUGCCGGAUACAAUCCUCAGUACACUUGCGCCUAUCAUUCGGGAGCACCCGGCCACCCAACCACUGAUUGUAGAGCACUUAAGCACAAGGUGCAAGAUAUGAUUGAAGCAGGAGAGAUUGUAAUUAGAAGAAAAGAGGCACAAGCGCCAAAUGUGGAUAAGAACCCCCUGCCAGAGUACGAUAACACCAUUGGGGUUAUUAUGGACCAUACGGAAUUUAAGGAGCCUGCUAAAAACUCAUCAAGUGAGGCUGAAGUGUUUGGAAAUGAUGCAGAAUUUCCCGAUAUCCCUGAGGGAUCAAUUUCCAAUUGGACAGCCGAAUUUCUACCCAUUCAAAAGGAGUUUCGGUAAACCUAAAGGGGUUUGUCAUUCAUGCGAAUUCAUGAGGAAAAAACUUUUGCAUCUGUAAUUAGCUAAUGAAAACAUCUUUACUUUUGACUAAAAUUUGCGCAUGUAAAUAUUUUUUUUAAGUUUUAUUUCAUUUGCUUUCAAUCAAAGGUUUUAUGAAAAUGCACAAGUCAUUCUUGUCAGGUUAUUUUGUUUAUUCGUUUGUUUCGGUCAUAUUGCUUGUUCAUUUGUUUGUUGUAUAUUGGUUUGCUUAUUAUUCCAAAUUCGUUAAUUCUUUCCAAUGACCAAAGAUAACAUUAUUUGACCCUUUGGAUAUCACUUUUCUGGAAUUCAAUAAUGGCAAUCUCUAUCUCACUCACGACUUGAGAAUUUUGGAACCCAAAUUUCAAAGCAAGAGUGAUAAUGAGAAAGUAUUUGAUUCUUUUUCAAAAAAAUCUUGAACAAAAAGAGGAGAAAUUCGAACCAAACCUAGAAGCCAUAGCAAUUGUUCACAUUGGCACUGAGAAUAAGGUCAAAAGGACAUAAAUCAGCAUUCGUUUGAACAAAAGCAGAAAAGGAGAUGAUUAAGAGUUUGACUAUGUGUCAAGGUGUACAGAUGGUUGGAGGCAGUCUCGUUUGCAGUAGCAGAAAUUCUAUCUUUGCACAUUCUAAUGGGAGUUCAGCCGAGAAUGCCGUUUGUCAUGAAAUGUUACAAACACGCCUGGCCUGAGCCUACGACGAGAAGUUUCAUCAGCAUACAUUUUGAGGAAGGCGACAAAGCACUCAAGCGAACUUUGCCAAUACAAGACGAAGGCAGAGACAAAUUCGCCCAAAAUCAGAAAGGGCCGUUCGUUGUCCAAAAGGUAUUACCUGGCGGAAUACUCAUGCAAAUGGAUGGUCGAACAUUCCCUCAACCCAUCAAAUCAGAUAUGUGCAAGAAGAUUUUCAUUUGAUCAUGCAAAUUUUCCUUAGAAAUUCAUGCAAAUGGCGAAAUGCAAGUCAGGCCCUCUUCUUUUACAUUUAAAGCAUUUUAUCCCUACUUGUCCCCUUUGAGCCAUCAGAAUUGACAAAUUUUCGUUUGGCAGCCCCUGAGAAUUGCCAACCCCACACUGGGGCAAAUUCAUUUUGAAAAGAGAUGAUUGGAAAGGAAAGAAAAACCCCAUACUGGGGCAAAUUUAUCUUGGAGAAAAGAUGAAAAGGGAAAAAGAACCCCACACUGGGGCAAAUUUAGUUUUUGAAAAAAAAAUGCAAAAGUAAGAAGAAUGCAAUGAAGAAAAUGCAAAGGGAAAAAUCCAAUCAAACUGGGGCAAAAUUUUCCUCAGUUUUGUUCAAAAUUUGGAGAUGAUCUCAAAAUGAUGCAAUCUCAGGUUAUUUCACACCUCUCAUCAGAUUUGCUUUCAAGCCUCAACUUUUCUUGAAAACACCCCACCUGACCUCAUUACAAAAGCCCAAAGUCCUGGCUUUCGUCACUUGUUGUAUUUCUAUUAGGAAUUUUGCUAAUCAACUGGCAAGUGAUGUUCAUAAGGCCUUCGCCUAAUCUUACAAGGGAAGUGCAUUUUACUGAUGCCUGAAAUCUCUAACUCACAUUUCUGAGUCGAUCAUGGUCGAGAUAUUUCAUUUUUUUUUUAGGGUGAAAACCCGAAAGGGCGCCAAGGCAAGUUUUUUGCAACGAGCAAGCACGAGGAGGAACAGCUGGUGACUUGGUUCAUUUGGAUUUCUUCUCAGUUUUGUCAUACUUCUGCCAAUAUUAAAUUCCAGAACAAAGAUAUCCAGAGAUUUGAAUAUGACAUCAGUUGGCCAAAAUUGUGUCGCUUUGUAAAAAUAUUCUUUUCCAAAUACAUUCUUAUGAAAUUCAUCUUUCCUCAUUUACUUGUAUUCAUGGCAUUUUUGGAUGUGUUUUACAUUCUUUGACAUAUUCAUUCCAUGCAUAACAUAGGAAAUCAUUUUGCAUUGAUUUUUCAUGCAUCAUUCUUUUACCAUUGGAUUCGGAUGAAUGAUAAACCCUAAGGUUUGUGCAAGAAUAUGGGAUUCAAUCAUCUUUUAAAGUGAGUAAAAUGCAACCAAGCUGCUACAUGGAUUUAGUGACAUGUAAAUGCGCACUUUAUUGGUCUCCGGAAUCGAAAGGUUUCAAAAUUACAAAUUCAACCAAGGCAGAUGCCGCAGCAAAAGUUGGCAAAGGCAUCAAAAGACUCAUGUUUACACGAUUCUCAAGGCAAGCCGGAUCGAAUGAUGGUGGCAAGUCCAUUAUUUCUUCUUGUCUUGCAGGAACGUUGCAUUUACAAACACAAACAACCACACUUCUUUUAGCACCUGAAUCGACGUCAGAAAAGUUCCCCAGUAAGCAGAGACGGAGUGAUAAUUUGGCAAAGAUUGGGUCAUAAGGAACAACAUCAGCUAUCGAUUCCAGCCAUAAAGAUUCAAAUCUCCCUCUUGGUACAAGAGUUUGAACUACUCUCAGGUAAGAACUCAAUUCAUUGUUUAAAAAUCCCGUGGGUCUAUCCCAAUUUUACAUUUCUGUUCGGGUCUAUCCCAAAUUUAAAUUUCUGUUCGGGUCUAUCCCAAAUUUAAAUUUCUGUUCGGGUCUAUCCCGUGGGUCUAUCCCAAUUUUAAAUUUCUGUCCGGGUCUAUCCCGUGGGUCUAUCCCAAUUUUAAAUUUCUGUCCGGGUCUAUCCCGUGGGUCUAUCCCAAAUUUUACAUUCCUGUCCGGGUCUAUCCCGUGGGUCUAUCCCAAUUAUAUCCCAAAUUUUACAUUCCUGUCCGGGUCUAUCCCGUGGGUCUAUCCCAAUUUUACAAUUUCUGUUCGGGUCUAUCCCGUGGGUCUAUUCCAAAUUUAAAUUUCUGUUCGGGUCUAUCCCGUGGGUCUAUCCCAAUUUUACAAUUUCUGUUCGGGUCUAUCCCGUGGGUCUAUCCCAAAUUUAAAUUUCUGUUCGGGUCUAUCCCGUGGGUCUAUCCCAAUUUAAAUCUCUGUUAUCCGUGGGUCUAUCCAAUUUAAAUUCGUUCGGGUCUAUCCCAAAUUUAAAUUUCUGUUCGGGUCUAUCCCGUGGGUCUAUCCCAAUUUUAAAUUUCUGUUCGGGUCUAUCCCGUGGGUCUAUCCCAAUUUUACAUUUCUGUCCGGGUCUAUCCCAAUUUUAAAUUUCUGUCCGGGUCUAUCCCAUGGGUCUAUCCCAAAUUUAAAAUUUCCUGUCUGGGGUCAAUCCCCAUCGUUUGAGUAAUUCGCAGCCGAAGAAUGCAAGUAGAUAUUUGGUGUCUAUUUCUUUGUCUCAAGUUUUUUCAAAACUCAGACAAAGAGGGGCAAACUGUAGACACCAAAUUUUGAAUAAUUUUAUGUGGCAUCUAUUUCAUGAUUGUUUGCAUUCGUUGUUUACUUUUAGUUUUAAUUUUUAGUUUUAGCUUUUAAGUUUAGAAUUAGCGUAGAGUUUUUAGAG
Messenger RNA from Coffea arabica (coffee), 5723 nucleotides. RefSeq lists its product as uncharacterized. Lineage: Eukaryota; Viridiplantae; Streptophyta; Magnoliopsida; Gentianales; Rubiaceae. The record is from RefSeq and is a predicted model, not a curated record.